Angiostrongylus costaricensis is the source of this 429-nucleotide messenger RNA. The record is from the annotation of a GenBank genome assembly. Lineage: Eukaryota; Metazoa; Nematoda; Chromadorea; Rhabditida; Metastrongylidae.
AUGUGUCUUCUUUCGCCGAUUUUUAUACUCCAAACACUCGUAGCGGUUAUAUCCCAGGUCAACCAGAGAGACGUGGUGGGUGUGAUCACUGACAUGUCAGGAUUGUCAAGAGAAGACUUGAAAGUAUUUCCAGUUGUGGAAUUUUCAAAUCGAUCAUAUGAUGUUGCGAAGGCUCUAUACCUGUUCAAUAAUAACCGAAUGGUUCAGCAGAAGGCUGACAGGUUCUACAGUGCUUUCCACAAUCUCAACAAAGGAGCGAAGGACUUUAUGGCAAAACUUUUCAAUCAAGGUGUUCGGGUAGCAAAAGGAGAAGUACACAACAAUAUCGCAAGACAGGAGUUCGAUGCCGCCAUGCGUGAAAUGGCAGCAAAUGACUGUACCAAUCUAGCACUCAGCUUUCCACAGUUGAAGCCAUUUAGUGGGUUUUAG